Trichobilharzia szidati is the source of this 3048-nucleotide messenger RNA. The record is from the annotation of a GenBank genome assembly. Lineage: Eukaryota; Metazoa; Platyhelminthes; Trematoda; Strigeidida; Schistosomatidae.
CUGAACGUGAAAGCCAGUGUUCAUAAACAGCAUUUAGAUGGUUUUCUGUAUUAAAGUUUAUGCCACAAUGGUUAUCAAGAUGCAGUCCUAAUCACUGCACUGGUUAGCCUAUCUCAGGGUUUUUUAUCUUAAGCAGCUUCAUAGCCCAUGGAAUUUGUUUUGACAACAAAUAAAAAAAACAGUUGAAUGCAGGAAAUCAUCAGCGCAAACCUGACACAACUUUCAGUCCUCAGUCUCUGGACUACAAAGAUUUAAGGACUUCAUUCCACUUAUUUGAAAUGUAAAUGAAAGUAGUUGAAUCAUUUAAUUCCAAACCGCCAAAUUCAGUAGUUUCCUCUAUAUCACCUGAUCCGAUGGAUAUGUUCAAGGGAUACCUUAAAAGUGUUACAAGCUUAGUUAACAACCUAGCUGAGAUACCCUGUAGUGACACUACUGAGGUUUCUUUUAAAAAUAUUGAAAAUCAAAAUGUACCAAAUGAGGACUCUGAUGGCAUCAACUCGUCCAAAAGUAUGUGUGAAACCCAGAAUAGUGAACAUUCCCCGUCAAGUGAAAACUUUGGUGGAUAUUUUAAUUGGAUUCCAAAUCUUCUCACAUCCAGUAGUGAAAGUUCAGUGUUAUACUAUAUGAAUUCACUUGCGUCACUGGGAGUAAAUUCAACUGACGAAAAGCAGAAACAGAUUCCUCAAAAACCUGAAGAGAAAUCGUCAUCAGUAGUUAUAACCGAAGAUAUUUCAGAAAUUGAGGUGUCUAAAACUGAUGGUGAUAAUGCUGAUGAUGAUCCUUCUAGACUGGAAGAAUUUGAAGAAGAAGACAAGUUGUCUGCUUCAAAAAACGAUCUUAACACAGAUUGGAUGGGUGGUAUUUCGGCUAAGACUACUCGUGUGUGGGAGCAAAUAAAACAAGAUUUCAGUGAAGUUGUUCAUUCUGUAUCAGAACCGAAAGACGUUGUGUACCGUACUGCUUCAUCAUUCCGUGAUCAUAUUACAGCGGCUGCAAAUACAGUGAAAAAUAUCGAUCCUAAUGAAUUUCUGCUACCGGAUAUCGAAGAGAAAACAGUCAAGCAACAACAGCCAACUGGGAAUGAAACUGAUGAGUCGGAUCUGACAGCUUUACCGCCAGAAUUGCCAAGUCUUCCAAAGAUUAAGCAAGAUAUGUCACAGCUGAUUGAUUCAUUUUGCAAUGGUUUAAUGUCAACAGGUACUUUCUUGGGUCUAAUUGGUACAGAAGAGAAUCAAUCCAAGGAGAAGUGUAAACAUAAAGCUCGUCUUGACGUAUUACGUGCAGAUCCUGCCACCUAUGAAGUAGAACCACCAUUGCCACCUGCCUCUUCAAACAUACACUCCUAUGCAGAUUGGAGGACAGCAUAUUUUGAUGAAGACAAUUGUCAACCAAUGCAAGGUAUACCUUUAGCUGAUGCCAGAAAUCCUGAAUACAGUCAUCUGCCAGUUGAAGAGCUUACUCAACCACCACAUCCUAGUCCAUCAGAAUUGUUAGACACUUAUCCAUUUAUGCGUACAUAUUUAACGCAACUUGUUCAUCCAGAUGGUAAAAUUACUGAUGAUAAGUCGAUUAGUGAUGCUGAUUUCUGGUCACGAUAUUAUUAUCGUGUUUGGUUGUUAGACUCGACUGAAUUUCGUAGACGAAGACUCAAUGAAAGAGUUGAAUCAGUGUCAACUAUGAAACAGCCAGUGGGAAUUGAUGCUGAUGAGGCCAACUGGUCUAUGCACACUGAUGAAGCUUUAAAGAAUGCAGAUGUUACUGAAGGAGAUGAAUGGCCAGAUACCUUGGAUAGUGAUGAGCAUACGGCAGUGGAAAAUGAUGAAUCAGUCAUUAAAACAAAUGAUGAAAAACUAAUUACUGAAAUCAGUGGUGGUGGUGGUGAGGGUGAUGAUGAUACCGCAGCAACUGCAAGCGCCGCUACUACUCUCAUCAGUACUAAGCAUCCUUCUGUGUCUAGCGGCGGUGGUGAUGCUGAUGGUUUUGGUGGUGGAGGUAAUACUUCAGACGAGGAUAAUAAUUCUAAAGCUCGCAUAUCCAUUGGUGGUGGUGGUGGUGUCAGUGAGAAAAAACGCAGGAAAAAGCGAAGCUGCAAAAAGUCAACGAAUGAGCCUACUACUACUACUACUACUACUGAUAUGCCUCUGUUGAUGACUGACACUCACAACACUGAGAGAAGGCUGUCAACUGGUAAAAUUGAGACGAAAGAGGCUAGACUAGACACCUUGACGACAUCAUCGACAGAAAAUCAGAAUUCCACGAAUGUGUUGUCUGAUUUUGAAGAAAUGACUUCUGGUUCUUCAUCGGUGGUAAUUCUUACAGAUGAAGUUGAUCAAGAGGAAGUAGACAACACUGUGAUUACAGGAGGAUGUCGGGUUGAACCAAAAACGAUGACUACGAACACCCCCUCUGACAUUCUUCUGUCUGAAGAAAAAUCUUCUGAUUCUGAUGGUGGUUGGGGUGAUGACGAUGAUGAUUCUGAAGAUGAAGCCGACAGUAUUGAUCAUUCAACUGAUGACAAGAACAAAGUCACAAGUGCCGCUAAGCCUCCAACCAAGGAAACUGCUGACGAUUGGGAGAAUUGGGAGUGAAUCUCACAGUGUGGCACUUUCGCACUUCACUCAUCAUCAUCAUCCAUUGAUCCCUGCGCCUUUUUCCUAUUUUCAGAUUAUUACUAUUAUUAUCACUACUACUACUACUACUAUUACGAAAUAAAAUACAAGUUUACAGUUUCUUUUCUUCUCAAAUAUAACCAAUAUAUAUGUGUGUGUGGGAGUGAAAUUCAAAUUUUAAUUAUGCAAUAAGUAAUCAUAGUUUUUAUGCAUGGUUUGUGGUCCGAGGUGGGGGGGGGGGGCGGUUGACUGACUGACGUUCAUUCAUUCAUUCAUUUUGUGUAACGCUCUCUCUCUUCUGUCAUAUUUUGUUGUCUGUCACAGCCUUGAGAAUAAAAAAAUACCAUUUUUCCAACCAAUUUAUUCUCCUGUUUCUUUACCACAUUGAUCAUUAUCUUCAUAAGUAUUGGUAUAUAUAUAUAUAUAUAUAUAUAUAUAU